ACGACGUAGCCGCCAAAGAUUUCCUGCUGCACCACUGGUUUGAGUUUUUUUGGAGUUGCAAUUUCAUGUGUGUUGCACAGCUGGGAUAUUUUGUGUAGAGAGAUAACUUGAUCUUGCUAUAUAUCUAGCCAGAGUAAAAAUGAAAUCCAUCGGGCUAGCUAGUUUGCUAGCUAUCUUGUGAGAAAUUUUGAAACUGUCCAGUGUUACCCACUUAGCCUCCAUCCGUAGCUUAUCUGUCAUAGAGACCAGAUAACCUUAUGAAGAACCAUGGAGAAUUACCACUUUAUUCGAAUUGUGGGGAAAGGGAGCUACGGUGAGGUAAAUCUGGUCAGACACAAAACUGACCGAAAACAGUAUGUCAUCAAGAAGCUGAAUUUGACGACGUCUUCGAGGCGCGAGCGGAGAGCAGCAGAGCAGGAGGCGCAGCUCCUGUCGCAGCUGCGACACCCUAACAUUGUUACAUACAGGGAGUCCUGGGAAGGUGAUGACCGUAAGCUUUACAUUGUCAUGGGCUUCUGCGAGGGGGGUGACCUCUACCAGAGGCUAAAGCAACAGAAGGGGGAGCUUCUUCCUGAGAGACAGGUGGUUGAGUGGUUCGUCCAAAUAGCCAUGGCUCUCCAGUAUUUACAUGAAAAACACAUUUUGCAUCGAGAUUUGAAGACCCAGAACAUCUUCCUGACCAAGACUAACAUAAUCAAGGUUGGAGACCUUGGGAUUGCGCGAGUGCUGGAGAACCAGAACGACAUGGCUAGCACUCUCAUUGGGACACCUUAUUACAUGAGUCCAGAGCUUCUUUCCAACAAACCCUACAACCACAAGUCUGAUGUCUGGGCGUUGGGUUGCUGUGUGUAUGAAAUGGCCACUCUAAAGCAUGCCUUUAAUGCUAAGGACAUGAACUCCUUGGUAUAUCGUAUUGUAGAAGGAAAGCUGCCACAGAUGCCUAGUGUGUACGACUCCCAGCUUGGGGAGCUUAUAAAGGGCAUGCUCAGUAAGAAACCACAGGAGCGACCGGACGUUCGACACAUCCUCAGACAGCCUUACAUCAAGCGCCAAAUCUUGAUGUUCUUAGAGGCCACAAAGGAGAAAACUGCCACAUCCAGAAGGAAAGCUGCCAACAACAAGCCCAACAGCUCUUAUUCUGUGGUCUCAGCAAGCACAAACUCUGAGCGCCCCCUGCAGUCUCCCUCCGAUCACAACAUGAAAGGAAAAAUGAAGGAGAAAAAACACUCCAAACCUCUCAAAGGAAACAAAGGUGUGAUAGAGGCCCCCUCUACACCAAUGGAGUUACCCCCAAAAGCUUCUGCACAGGGCAUUCUGAACAGCUCGGGCGCAUCCUUAGCAUCUAUUAGUAACGUCAAUAUUGAUAUCCAACCCCAAGAGGAGAGAGGGCACUGGAAAACAGAGCUGCCAUCACCACAGCCACACCUGAGCAACAGUGACAAAUACAAGCCAGCAGAGGACAGAGGGGCCAAGAAAGAGGAUCCCUCCUCUCCUCAGCUGCAGGACAUCACAGCAGUGUCAGGUGUCAGUGACAGGGGAAACGAGAGGGUGUCAGAUGGUUCCAUGACGCAGGACCGCACCCCCCAGCCGGAAAUAAGACCAUUGAAUGAAGGAAAACCAGUUGCCGAGAGUCAGCUUCCUCCUGUAAACAUGGACGACAAAGAUGACACUAUGAAAUUGCUCCAGGAUGUGGACAGGCAAGAUCAACCUCCUGAGCUGAAGGAGAGCUUCGACUCCACAGAAAAGCUACUUGAGCCCUUUGUUCCUGUUUUAGUUCAGAAGCCCUCCUGUCAGGACCUCCCCCUGGCUCUUUCAAAGCAGGAUGAGGCCCCACUCCAGCCCGCCUCCUCUGCCUCAGAACCCUCCAUGUCCUGCCAGCACAGACCAAGCAACAGAGAGAACGUGCGAGGUGAACAGGACAGGGUAAAUGUUAUCUGUCCCAGACCUCUGCCACCACCUCCUAGUGAAGCAUUUACUGUAGAUACAAGGAAGAAGAGCAGAGGCCAUGCAUCCAAGACAAAGAGUGUUACCUCAUCAACAGCCUCUGUCUGCAAUUCCAAUGACAGCUCAGUCACAGCAUCACAGGGUCGUCCUCUGACAGCCAGAGAACGUAGACGACUGAAGCAGUCCCAGGAAGAAAACUGCUAUUUAGUUGUCCCUGCAUCGAGACGGGUGUCAUGUGAUGUUGUCUCUGCAGAGAGGAAGCAGGCAGACUCCCAGACUGCCUCGGUCUGCCGCUCUGCAUCUGACACUGCCAUCAAAACAAACAAGCUACAAGGUGGGUUGCCAUUGACACCAGCCGAUGAAGAUGAGUGCAGCUCCUCCACCAGCUCUACAGACCGCUCGGAAGGGGACUGCAGAGAGAGAAAGAGUGACUCCAAUGAUAUGCAUGACCUGGUUCAGCUGAUGACCCAGACAUUGCGAAUGGAUUCCAGAGAGCCAGAAUGUCAGCAUGAUGGCCCUGGCUCUGCGCCACUGCCUGAGUUCAGACUGAACAGGAAGUACCGAGACACCCUGGCUCUACAUGGCAAGGCCAAAGAUGAGGAGGAGGAGGAGUUUCGCUUCAGGGAAUUCCCCUCAGACGUUACAUCGGGACCUGCAAAGAUCAGGAGAGCAAUUGAACACUUACGGACUGAUGUGGUGAGGGGAUUGGGAGUAAAGCUCCUGGACAGAGUUCUGGAGAUUAUGGAAGAAGAUGAUGAGGACAAACGAGAGCUUCAGCUUCGGGAGCAAAUGGGAGAGGACAAAUACCAUGCUUACGCCGUUAUGGUGCGACAGUUGAAAUUCUUUGAGGAUGUCACUUUUAGGGGAUAAGGUUUUG
Molecule: messenger RNA, 2821 nt
Organism: Megalops cyprinoides (Indo-Pacific tarpon)
Lineage: Eukaryota; Metazoa; Chordata; Actinopteri; Elopiformes; Megalopidae
Gene: nek4
Product: NIMA-related kinase 4
Exons: 16
Coding region: 268-2814 (848 amino acids)
Biological process (GO): protein phosphorylation
Molecular function (GO): ATP binding; protein kinase activity
Source: RefSeq, a predicted model, not a curated record